AACAUGCUAGCAACGAUAUAGCAACGCCGUAAAUCCAAGGCUCCUGUUACUUUAUAAUUGAGUUUAGUUGAAUUUUGUGGUUAACUUUUAACCGCGGUUCAUAUUUUGCGCUCCAUUAAAUAACUGAAUAUAUUAUAAAAAAAGGAAACCCUAUCACUUUCGAUAAUUCUUGGUUACUGAAUUUCUCACAAAAAAUGUCUCAUACGAUAUUGCUUUUUCAACCGGGCAAUCGGCCUGAAACGAGAACGUAUUCGGAUUACGAAAGUGUCAAUGAGUGCAUGGAAGGAGUGUGCAAAAUUUAUGAAGAACAUCUAAAAAGGAGGAAUCCAAAUACACCCACGAUAACGUACGACAUAAGUCAAUUGUUUGACUUUGUGGACGAGUUGACGGAUCUGUCUUGCCUGGUUUAUCAAAAGUCAACUAACACUUAUGCUCCAUACAACAAGGAUUGGAUCAAAGAGAAAAUAUAUGUCCUUCUGCGUCGAGCGGCUGGUCACAGCGAAUAGAGUAUUUGAACAUGAAACAGUUUAAGAAAUUAUUAAGAAUGCAUUAAAACACUAGAAAAUAAGAUUUGAAAAUCUCAUAUCUAGAAUCAACGUUUUAACUAUAUAAGAUUAAACAAAUGAGGUUUAAUCACUUUAAUGUCACUCCAUCGCUAUUGUUUAUAAUUAUGGUUAAUAAUUAAUUAAGAAUAUAUGCAAAUGUCUUCGAA
Messenger RNA from Venturia canescens, 712 nucleotides. RefSeq names its product enhancer of rudimentary (gene e(r)). The transcript is spliced from 3 exons. NCBI's taxonomy places the organism in Eukaryota, Metazoa, Arthropoda, Insecta, Hymenoptera, Ichneumonidae. Bases 195 to 506 code for a protein of 103 amino acids. The record is from RefSeq and is a predicted model, not a curated record.